Messenger RNA from Racocetra persica, 137 nucleotides. The record is from the annotation of a GenBank genome assembly. Lineage: Eukaryota; Fungi; Glomeromycota; Glomeromycetes; Diversisporales; Gigasporaceae.
AUACAGACAUAUUUGGAUAUUGUCCAAUGUCCACGUCUGCCCAUGUGUCCAAACUUACAAAUUGUUAUCGGACAUUAUCCAAAAUAAAUGGCGAAUACCGGACGUCCGGCGAAUAUUGUCCACCGGACAUUGUCUAA